This is a messenger RNA of Prorocentrum cordatum, 969 nucleotides long. The record is from the annotation of a GenBank genome assembly. Lineage: Eukaryota; Dinophyceae; Prorocentrales; Prorocentraceae.
CGCCCUUACUCGAGGACCCUGGUGCCCUCUGGACCACACGAGGGGUGCCCUGAGGACCCACGGGGCCUCCCUGGGGCAGUCGGGGCCGCCCCGGGCCAGAGGCCAGCUCUGGCAGCACCAGACCGCCGCCAAGGGCCACGGAGAGCGCAGUCUACAGUGGCAGCGCGUCGCCCUGUCUCGCGGGACGGACGGGAGCCGGGCAGAGCUCGGGACGCUGACGCCUGGGGACCGGGACGUGCCGAGCGGGUCGCGCAGAGGCGGCAACAGCUCCACGACGCGACGAGGCCGCGCCUGUGAGCGGCCGGUCGAGGCCAUCCGGGUGCGGCAGAGAGGGUGGGGCCCAAGGCUCCAUUCCAGGAGGAGAAGAGGCAAAGUCGAGUCGAGUCGGAGCGUCAGCAGUCUCGGUGCGCUCAGCAAGCUAUAGGAGCCGGGCUUCCCUCUGGGCGGCCGCCAGCUGCUGGCGUCGUGUCGCUCGGGAGCCCGAGGAAUGCACGAUGGACCCAGAGGCCAUAAGAACCUACCGGGCGGGGAAGAGGAGAAGGAGGAGGAGGAGGAAGAGGAGAGCAGGCAUGAGCGAGGCAGCGCGAGGAAAAAGCGUGCGGGCCGCUAGUCGGCUGCGCAUUCAGAGGCGAAGCCCCUCACUAUUGAUAUAACGAUUCAGUGCGCCAGUCGCUCCAAGCGCGGAUAUCGAACCACGCGAGCGCACGACGGAUAAACACUUGCGCUGGGAGUCGAAAGAGGAUACGCACGAUGAUGGACAGGAGGAGGAGAAGGAGGAGGAGGUGGGACUGGCCACGAGAGGCCGGCGACGAGGGCGGGUGGGUGGCGGGCUGGCGUGGACAGGAGCGCGCGGCGCCGCACCGCACUUACGGCGGCAGCAGCGGCUCGCCCAGCGGCCCGCCCGCCCCCCAGCGCCGGGCCACGGCCGGCGACCUCGCGCCGGGCAGCGGCCGGACCAGGGUCCAGGCC